AUGAGGGAUAUUACAAUGAUAGUCCACAACAAACGGCGAAUGAAUUUUCAAACGGACUGUGCAGAUUUGGUGAAGAUGGUGUCCAGACCCAGAGAGUGGCUGGCGUUUGAGAUUCUACUUGAUGAGGUUGAGAAGUGCAAAAGGAAGUUCCAGGCGUUCUCCUUAACCCACAUCCCAAGGACAAAGAACACAAAGGUGGACAAGCUAGCACAGAGUGCUCGAGAUCAGCCUUACGGUGUGUAUUAUAUAAACUCAGUUCCACCGGUCUUGCUCCCCGAACCGUUUUAG
Messenger RNA from Microthlaspi erraticum, 288 nucleotides. NCBI's taxonomy places the organism in Eukaryota, Viridiplantae, Streptophyta, Magnoliopsida, Brassicales, Brassicaceae. The record is from the annotation of a GenBank genome assembly.